CUUUUUGAACUGAACAUGGAUUCCCUCGAAAUAAUGCAAGAGUCUGACGAAGAUAAUUCGGACGACGCGUUAAAAAUAGUGAUAGAAAGCCCAACAAAACGAAAAAAGUUUGUGCCCAAUGAAGUGGAUAAACAAAUAAUUAACGAAGUUGAGGAUAAUAUAGAAGAGAGCUUGGGAGAAAAAGCUGCCAAGACCAAAUUAAGUGCAAAUACUGUUAAACACAUUUUAAAGCAUGUGGUUACUAACGAACAUGUAUUAGCUUUGGUGAGACAGGCUGAACAUCCUGAAGAGAAUGACGAGAAUGUUACAGUUUAUGAGCCAAAACUUACAAGAGCAAAAACAAAGGAGCUUUUGUCCAAUGUUCCAAAUGGUUUGUUGGUGGAACCCAAGUCUAAUUCAAAAUCAGAGACUCAUGUCUUAUUUAGUGGAGAUUUGCAAGAAGAGGACUCUUCUGGGGAUGAAUAUGUUCCUGGUGAAGAAGAGAGUGAAGAUGACAGAGACAGUUCGAUAGUAAGUGACUCUGACCCCUUAUCAGUACCCCCGCAAACUCCCCCAACCCCUCUAUCCUACGACAUCAUAAAUCAAACCAACUACACUGAAGAUGGGGUCUUUAAGAUCCCCCCGAACCAAAACCUCACCAAAGCGGAAGAAGAGGUGAACAUAGCCUUGAGGACCAGAUCGAAAUUGUGCCUCAGUUCGACCCCGUUGGAAAUUAUCGAGGAGCAAUUCAUACCGCCCGACAUAACCACGGACAUGUACGACAUGGACUGCGACGACGAGGAUUGGACGGAUUUCCUGAAGAAGUUCACUCGGCCGCUGGACGAGGUCACGAAGUUGGCCGACGACGAGGAUCACGAUCCCGAGUACAACAUCUUGGCGGACGAGCACAUCGACCAGGUCGACAAGGAGGAGUUGAGGGUGGAUAAGGCGGUGAAGGUUUCGAGGAAGGAGUUGAACGACUUGAUGGCGGAACUGUUCGAGUUUGCGAAUGUGCAGUUUGAGAACGAGGUGGCCAACGAGAAUGCCAGGAAAAAUGAAGCCAGCCUCUCUAUUGUGACCACUGAACCUGAGCAGCAGAUAACCAAGCACGUUUCUGAUCAAAGUGUGAUGGAAAAUACACAAACUUCAGUUAAUGCUGCAGACUCAACAUUUAAAGAAGUUGAGGAGGUUGAAGAUGGUACAGAUAUAAUGAUAAGAAAAAACCAAAUACCACUUCUGGAGCAACAGUUGAGGCAACAUGUUCAAAUGUUAACACAAAAUUUUUUGUUAACGUAUCAGCAUCCUGAAUAUCAUGCGGAAUCUCAACAGUGUAAAGAAUAUUUGAUGAAUUUAAAGUUUCUUUCUACCGGAAGAAAGGCGUCAAUAUUUUAUAUAACAAACUUACAAUCAGCCAUUGAAUUGAUAAGUAAUUGGGAAAUUCUUUAUUCAUCUAAUAGUACUGAGGUUCAAAACACUAGGAGGCAUAUUGAAAAUGAUAUAGCAGAAUCAUUAAAAAGGAAAAAUGCUGGGAAUUAUAAUUACAUUUACACUCUACCACCACUUAUCAUGGACACAAUUGGGAAAAGCAAUGUCUUUUUAUACACAUCUCUAUUACCCAAAACGCCUUUCAAAACUUCAGCCUUUUAUGCUAAUAAAAAUUCUCAAUUUUUAGAAUCAGAAGACAGCCUUAUUUCUUUGGGUCUGGAACAAUUUUGCGCCCUAGCGGACGAUUCAAGAGAACUUCGCAGCAAAAACGGCGACAUUUCUCUGAAAAACGUCUGCCAAUUAAUACAGGAAUACAUGAUACCAACAAAGGGAUAUUUAAAAAUUUACGACCACAUUUUGGCUUACAAAGACACCAGAUGCGCUAACAAUCCCAUUAAGUAUUAUUUCCAAACGAAAAGAGCGCCCCCCUUAUUGCAUUAUGUUUAUCCUUUGGGACAGUUGAAGGUGAAGCCACCCUGCGAAAGGAUACCUGACGAGUUGCCUUAUCAGUUAAAGAAUCAUUUGUUUCCAACACCUCUGAUUUUUAACAAUAGUCAUGGAAAUAUCACGAUAACUCCUGUGCUUAAUUACCUAACGCCUGAUAAUUCGUUCAAUGCGCAUAGAACAUUACUUCCAAAAUCUUUCAGUGCUGAUUUUGCGAGUAAUAACAAAAAUAAUGUCGGUAAGCCGAUCAUAACCUCAACUCCGUUAAGGGUCAAUAGUAGGCACAUAAACAAAAGAAGAAUAAAGUCGAAUAAUUCAAGGGUGGCUGUGAAGAGUAGAGUCUUAACACCAUUGGAUAACUUAAUUAGGAUAUUAAAGAAGCCUGCUAGAUCAAGAAAGCUUUUUGAUUUAUUCGAAAAGCCAGUAUUUGAAAGCAACAAGACUUUAACUCCAAUAAAAAGUAUUGAUCAUAAUAAUAGCACAAUGUUGCCUAGCAUGCCGAAUUUGUCAACGCCAAUUAAAAAUCCACCCCAGGAUAACAACAUUACAAGUACAGAGAACAAUGUUACGUCUUCGGAAAACAUUGAUCUGACUAGACGUAAUAUUUUAAAGGAUUUGGCGGAGGAAUUGGUUAUAGAUUCGUCUGGGAGUCGGAGUGUUAGCAGCAGUAAUAUUGCUGAACAAAGUACUGAAAGUAGUGGCAAUUCUACACUGGAGCAAAAUUCUUAUUUGAAGAAAGAAAAGAGUAUAAACAUUAGUGCUUCAAGUAGUUCAAAUAAUGACAAGGAGGUUCCCAGCACAAGCAAUGAAAAGGAUAAUUUAGAUGAUAUUAAUGCAUUAAUGAUUGCAAGUUCAACAGUAAAACCAAAUAAAAAAGAACCGUCAGGUGCCGAGAAGAAGAGAGCCAAAAUAAGGCGAGAAUUUUUAGCUAAUAUUGCUAUCUGUUCGCCUGAAGACCCGGAACUGGACACGCAAAAAAGCGAAAUGUUUGCGAUGGCAUACUACGAUAAGCUGCGCGAAAGUUUGGAACUGGAGCACUACCACCAAAUAAUGCAAAUCCUGAACGACCACGAGACUGGCGACGCGGUGGAUUUGUACAAGAAAGUCGAAAAACUGCUGAGACCGAAAUACAGCGACUUGGCGGACGAAUUCUUGCUGUUUUUGAGGGAUCGCGAAGCUGCAGCCGUCGGCCAGCUUAUACCGUGGAUUCAAAUGAACACCAGGUCGAAAUUCCUAAAGAAGUUGGAGUUGUUCUUCAAGGAUCAACCCGCGCAACUUCGGAAGAUCUUCAAGUGUCUAACCGAGCUGUCCGAGUCGGUUGAUGUGUCGAUGGAGAAAGUCAAAACUACUCUCAUACCAAUGUUGAAGGGGAACACCGUGUUGGUUGAUUUGUUUCUGCAGAACUUUAUGUCUGAGGCUCCGCCAAAAAGUUUGAUGGAGGGUGUUUACGAAAAUCUGGAUAUAAACAAAGAAAUGUUGAGGCCAGAUGAUGAAGAGUUGUGCGAAAAUAUCGUGAUUCCAGAUGUUGAAGAUGUUUAUGGCGGAAGCGCUUGUAUUUGCUCUUGUCAUAAAAUCGAAGACCCCGAAUUUAAGUCGAGACACAGGCACUGUAUUCCAUGUGGAACAAAGUUUAUUCAAGGGAAAGUUUACAUACAAAGUGGUAGAGGUUUGAGGCCAGCAACAGUUUCGUUUUUGACGAAUACAAAUAAGGAUCAUAAUAUGAGGCUGAAUGGUAAAAGUUCAGGGUUACAUCCUAGAAGAAAGAGGUCUGAUACCAGUCCUUCCAAACAGGUUACCGUGUCGCCAUCUAAAGACAAUGGAGAUGAGGAGAGUGAAGAAGAUGUAGAUGGGAAGAAAAAAGUAAAAGCAAAAACUCCUAGAAAACGUAAGAAGCAACCGGACAAAAAGCAAAUAAAGGAACCACAAAAAAGCUCGCGUAAUUCCAAAAACUGUGAUAAUGAUAAAGCUGAAACGAGCGGUAGAACUGCACAUAAAACUAUUAGAAAACGCAUACCAAAGAAGGUUGCCAAAGAAAUAAAGACUGAAACAGACACGAAAGUGGAGCGCAAAAGUACGGAAGAUGAGCUUGAUACCAAACCAGGUUCUUCGGAAGGUCAGUGCAAGAGACUUGCAGAAGAACCUUUGGAGUGGGAUUGUGGAGCCUCCAUGGAGUCUGUAGAAGCAAAACCGUCUAGUCCUGGUACACAAACUGCCGAAUCAGAAAGUGAAUUUUGUGAAGAGUCCUCACAAGAUAACUGCGAGUCAGACAGCAAUUCCAGUGUAUCCUCUUGUAAUGCGCAUUCGCAAAGUGAUAGUAACACUGGUGAAGAUACUUCUUGGAGAAGGGAUGAAGAUAAAAUAAUUUUGGAGACUUUCCAAAAGGAAAAUGACAAAGAACACGCCUUUUUGCUAAUCGCAAAACAAUUACAAAAUAGAACGGUUUCGCAAAUCAGGAGCAGGUUCCAAACGUUGAUGACGUUACUAAUGGAACAAUUAAAGUAAUUUAUUAAUUAAUUAGGUAUUUAUUUCAUUGUUACUGUCGGAUUAGUGUUUAAUUUAAUCUUUGUACUAUAUACCAAAUAUUUUUUUAUUAAA
This is a messenger RNA of Brassicogethes aeneus, 4503 nucleotides long. NCBI's taxonomy places the organism in Eukaryota, Metazoa, Arthropoda, Insecta, Coleoptera, Nitidulidae. The record is from the annotation of a GenBank genome assembly.